AUGGCCGCCUUGCUGAAAAAACCUCUGAAACUCGCCUUGGUGCAGCUGGCGUCAGGCGCAGAUAAGGCUGCUAACCUCGCCCACGCCCGUACUAAAGUCCUCGAAGCUGCAAAGGCCGGCGCUUCACUCAUCGUACUUCCGGAAUGCUUCAACUCUCCAUAUGGGACUUCGUACUUCCCUAAAUAUGCUGAAACUCUUCUUCCGUCUCCUCCAACAAAAGAGCAGUCUCCGUCCUAUCACGCUCUAUCAGCCAUCGCCGCUGAGGCAAAGGCGUAUCUUGUAGGGGGUAGUAUCCCUGAACUUGAGACAAUAUCAAACAAAUACUAUAAUACAUCGCUCGUAUUUGCACCAUCGGGCGCCCUUAUCGGAACACACCGCAAGACUCACUUAUUCGACAUUGAUAUCCCGGGAAAGAUCAAAUUCAAGGAGAGCGAGGUCUUGUCGCCCGGCAACCAAUUGACUAUUGUCGACCUGCCCGAUUACGGCAAAAUCGGACUUGCUAUCUGCUACGAUAUCCGUUUCCCCGAGCCAGGUAUGAUGGCAGCGCGCAAAGGCGCAUUUGCACUUAUCUACCCUGGUGCUUUCAACACAACUACUGGGCCCUUGCACUGGCAAUUACUCGCUCGUGCUCGCGCCGUCGACAACCAAACAUAUGUGGCCUUGUGCAGUCCUGCACGGGACUUGGAUGCUACCUAUCAUGCGUACGGUCAUAGUCUAGUGGCGGAUCCUAGCGCGACGAUCUUGUCGGAGGCAGAAGAAUCCGAGAACAUUGUUUACGCCGAUCUGGACAACGAGACGAUUGAAAGCACCCGGAAAGGCAUUCCGAUUUAUACACAACGGCGGUUUGACUUGUACUCGGAUGUGAGUAAGAAUUAA
This is a messenger RNA of Aspergillus puulaauensis, 876 nucleotides long. Its product is annotated as carbon-nitrogen hydrolase family protein. Bases 1 to 876 code for a protein of 291 amino acids. The record is from RefSeq and is a predicted model, not a curated record. Gene Ontology annotation, molecular function: omega-amidase activity. The transcript has 2 exons. Gene Ontology annotation, cellular component: mitochondrion. Gene Ontology annotation, biological process: oxaloacetate metabolic process; L-glutamine metabolic process. Lineage: Eukaryota; Fungi; Ascomycota; Eurotiomycetes; Eurotiales; Aspergillaceae.